AAAGAUUGGGGACUUCGGUAGACUUCCGGUUAGAGAUAAGCAGAGGAAAAGGUUCCUACCCGAUCUGUAUAAAUAGUCGGGAAAACCUGAGGGUAAGACACAGUUCAACUGAAUUCCUCAACAUGCAUACCUUGCGUCUACUGGUUCUACUUGGUCUUCUGAUGGCAGCGGCUCAGGCCGGAAUCAUUGACAGUGGAGUGGCGACGGAACAGGUGAAGGUUCCACCCGCCCUGCAGAUUGGUGCUUCCCCGGAAGCAAUCAAACCUGUGGAAGCAGUGGAAGUGGAGAAACUAAAGGAAAUCCUGGGGAUUCAGGAGAACCAAGUGAUUCCGGAGGAGAAGCAAGUGCUUCAAGAGGAAACCCAAGUGAUUCAGGCCAACCAGGAAACGCCAGAAGUUAAGUCUGAAAUCAACCAGCGGGAGCAGCAGCAGAAGGAACAGGCUACAGGUCCAAUUAUCCCGAAGGAAGAGCAACAGAAGCCACAGCCAGAGCAGCCCAAGGAACAGGCAGAGCAGCCAAAGGGACAGAUCAAAGGCCGCGAGAUCGAGCUGGUCUUCGAGCAGCCCGGACAAACCCUGCUGCAGUACGACAAUGUGGGCCAACUCCAGGGGUUGCCCAGUCUGGACAAGAUCUUCAAGUAUCCGGGAGCGCAACAAUUUAAUGUCACCGAUGCUCAGUACUCGCAUCUCUUCAACAAAUUCCAGACGGGCAACAAGGUGGAGUUCGUGCCCACAUGGAACACCACGGGCGCCAAUGUGACACAGCACAUACACAAUCACACGCACUUCUAUCAGAACCAGAAGAAGCCAUUCCCCUUCCUGCCCAAUCUCUUCGAGAAGCAGGAGACGACCUAUGUGAACGGCACUUCUCCGUCGGGCAACGUGACCUACGUCUAUGAGGACGGAAAACCAUCGGGAGGAGGCGCAUUUCCAUUCCCUCCACUGCCCAAUCCCUUCACCGAUUUCCCCAAGGUUGUGGGACUCAGCUUGGUGCUGCUACCCAAUCCAUUCUACAAGGGACAGUCCGCCAGUGGAAACCCACACCCGAAAAGCUACCAGUACUUUGAGAAGUUCCGCGGCUUUGGCGAUGAGUCAUCAUCCAACCAGCAGCAGAAUCAACAACAGAAGACCGGCAAUCGUUUCUACUUGAUCUCCAAUCCACUGCUGAACCAAGCCUCCGAGGAAGGUCGUGGCGAAAAGGGACAGAACACAAAUGUCCUACUGCCCGUGAAUCUGGCUGCCUUGCCGCUGCUGGUACCUGCACCAGAGGCGAGCCAGGAGACGGCACCCAAGGAGGAACCGACUGUGGGCACCAUUAAGAUCGAGGAUCUACUGAAGACAUCCAAGUUCUAUGUGGGGCAACCGCUGCAGUUCCCUGGGGGCAAUGGUAUUGGCAUAGGCAAUGGACAAAAGCAGAGCCAGAAUGCAGCCAUUCAGCAGUUGAUUCUCGCUCAACUAAACCAACAACAGAAACAGCAGCAGCAACUGAAGUUGCCCCUCAAGGACCAAAGUCGCUCACAGUCUGCUGUUGUGCCUGUGGAGGAGGGAGAGGAGAGCUCUGUUCUAUUUGCAGUGGAAAUACCCAAACCCAUUUAUCGCUUCUUCAAGGGAAUCUUUGGGGGAUUCUCUGGCUAACUCAAAUAUCUUUUAAUGAUCACCAGAAUGGACCAAUCAACGACCAAGGAACCCCUCUAACUAGAUUUAAUAUUUGUACUAAAAACUGAAGCCUAUGCUUGGUAUCCUUAUGAUAACCAAAUGGUUUUCUUCCAUAGAAUCCGUCACUAUAUGCUUGCAAUAAAAUAAACUCCACUUCAAACUCUACCACAA
Messenger RNA from Drosophila guanche, 1826 nucleotides. RefSeq lists its product as uncharacterized. The transcript has 2 exons. The record is from RefSeq and is a predicted model, not a curated record. The coding region runs from base 123 to 1634 and encodes 503 amino acids. NCBI's taxonomy places the organism in Eukaryota, Metazoa, Arthropoda, Insecta, Diptera, Drosophilidae.